CUUAUUUGUCAGCUGUUUUAUUUGGAUUGCUCAAACGCUUUCGCACGAGGUGACGCAGGUCGGUUUGCAGCUCAGCUUGCUGCACUAAACCGAAGCACUCAAGCAAGCCAAGGCUAGCGCAGCUGCUGCAUUAAUCUACAGCUGUGGUAAAGCCAAGUGGACAACGGACGACUCGUCAAGCGCAGAGCAGCGAGACAGCGAAGCACCGAAAUGUUCCGCGACCCUCUUGCUGGGCCCGAACCCGACGCCAACACCAGCGGGACACCGCCCGAGCAGCUGAAGGGCAAUGAUGCCUCAGCUCCUGCGCCCGGCGCGCCGCCGGCGCCAACCGCAUCGGAGUACGACAGCUUCAUGUCGGCACGCAGUACAGCCGCCAAUGCGACAGCAUCUUCGUCGUACAUGACGGCGCCGCCUCACGGUGCCGGCGGCGCCGGCGGCAGCGGCGGCGCAACUGCUACUGCUGCUGCCCCGGCACCUGGCAACCCCUUCCGACGCCUACCAGACCGCCCCGCAGCUGCCGCGGAUCCCACACCAGCGUCCAGCGGUCCCGGCAGCACAGGCGAUCUCAGCAACCCCUUUGGCGCAACGGCAGCGGCGGCGCCGCCGCCGCCGCGGGCAGAGCCGGUGCACGACCCGCUGAGCUUUGGCGACGCAGCUGGCGGCGCCGGCGGCGGCAACGGUUACGGUUACGACACCGCGUUUGCCAUGCCUUCCGACCUGUACGAUACACCUGAUCACGCAACGGCAUCCCAACCGCAACCGCAGCGGUUGCCGCCGCUGUACGACUUCACCCGCGAGUUCAGCCGCGCGCUGCCGGUCAGUGAGGACCCCAUCUCUCCGCCCGGCACCUCGGCCGCCGCUGUACCCACGCGGUACGACGACUCCUUCAGUUACAGUUACAUGAGUGGCGGCGGCGGCGGCGGAAGUGGAACGGGCAUGGCCGCUGGCGGCGGCGCCGCCGGCGCCGCCGGCGCGGCAGCGCCCGGCGGCUUCGAAAACCCGUUUGCUGACGGCGGCGCCAGCAGCGAUACAGCCGAUGCCGCGCCUCAGAAGAUGUCGAUGUCGGGAGCGGGAGGCAGCGCGGGCGCGGGGCCGUCGGGCGCCGCGCACCGCCACACGGGCUCGGCUUCUUCUUCUGCGGCCGUGGCUGCCGGCAGCCCGCACUCGUAUGCGGCGGCGGCGCUGCUGACCAACACCGUGACGGUGCACUCGCCGCGCAAGGCCGUGGCGCCCAGUCGCAUACCGGGCCUGUCCGACCCCUAUAUCGUGUACAAGGUCACCAGCCGGGGCGCGGCCGUGGGCGAGGCCACUGUGGACCGGCGCUUCCGGGAUGUGGUGGCGCUGGCCGAGACACUGGCGGCGCUGUUCCCCGGCUGCUUCGUGCCGCCUCGCCCCAGCCGCUCCGCCAUCGAGGGCCGCCGCAUGCUGCCGGCCUUCAUCGAGGAGCGGCGAGUGGGCAUUGAGAAGUUCCUGCGCAGGCUGGUGAUACACCCAGUGAUGGGGCCCGCCGAGGCGACGCAGGUGUGGCUGCGCUCCCAGUCGCCCGACCUGCGCUCCUGUGCCGAGUGGCUGCGCCUGCAGCCCUCGCCGCCGCCCGGGCUGGCGCGCAGUACAGCGCGUCUCAUGCUGCAGGUGGUGGGUCGCGAGCGCACCGUGCCGUCUCCCAUGGAGGUGACUCGGCCCGCCUCGGAGCGCGGCGAUGUGUACCGGCUGAUGCAUGAGCGCACGGCGCAGAUGCGCGGCGUGCUCAGCAAGAGCCAGCCGACGGCGCUGGAAGAGAAGCUGCGAGAGGAGGCGGCGUCGCUGCAGGAGCGCACCGAGGCGCUGCUGACGCUGAGCCGCAAGGCGGACGCACUGGUGGCGCGUAGUGGCAAGAGAGCCAAGGUCCUGGGUCAGCUGUCGGAGGCGCUGGCGGCGCUCGCGGCCGCCGACAGCACCGCAGCCGAGGGCCGGGGGGCGGCGGCCGCGGCCACGCCCGCCGCGGCAAUGAGCACAGCUGGCGAGGCGGCGGGCAAGGUGGGCAAGCUGUAUGGUGUGGCCACUGACGCCGCCGCCAAGCACCUCACGCCGCUGCACGACUGGCUGGCGGCGGUGCCGGGCGCCGCCGCGGCACUGGCCACGCGAGAGCGCUGCCUGCUGACAGCAGCCACCCUGGAGGCGGACGCGGAGGCGGCGAGGGGGCAGCUGGCGGCGGCGGAGGCGCGCGCGGGCGGCGGCGCGGGCGGGCCCGCGGCGGUGCGCAAGGCCGACGCGCUGCGAGCGCAGCUAGCGCAGCUAGCGCAGCUGAUGGCGGCGGGCGGCGCGGCGCGGGAUGAGUAUGAGCGCGUGGCUGGGCGCAACGCGUCGGAGCUGGCGGCGUUCAAGGCCGCCAUCAGUCGCGAGCUGGCGGACUCGGUGCGCGAGCUGGCGCUCGUGGAGGCGGCGGCGGCGCAGAAGGCACACGCCAUGUGGCAGCAGGCCGCACAGGCACUGACCGGACUCGCUGCACAGGCAGCCGCGGUGGUCGCGGCCGGUGGCAGUGGUGGUAGUGGCAGAGCAGGGGCGGGGCGGUCCGGUGCGGGCGCGGGCGGGGCGCGGGGGCCGGGGUUUGGGGGAGGAGGCGCGGCGGAGUUGCCUGGCGGCGUGGGGUUUGUGGGCAGCCCUGGUCACGCCGCCUCGAACUUUUUCAGCGCGACGGCGGGGGCAGGCGACGCGGGUGGCGAGCAGCCGUUCCUGUGAGUGUGUGCGGUCAACUACGGCGGUGUCCAGGGUAUCGGCGCUGUGGUGGUGGAGCCAGUGGCGACAGCGAGUUACUGUUAUUGUGAUGGACCAAAUGGUCAAGGAGCACCAGUGCGGCAAGCAGGAUUUGCACCAAUUGUCAUAGUGCAGCAGAGUAGAAGCGAGGAGGAAGCAGCUGGCGGCAAUGUUUGCGGAGACGGACUAGCACGGGCAGCAAGAGCAAUGCAGCGGCGACAGCGAGUGAGUGGCAAGGGACAUACGCAACGAGCUGGGGCUGGGGUAUUGCGGUGGCCGGCAGAUGGAGGUGCGGCAGACGCAGAUGCGGAGCCUUCACACACGAAUGAGCGAGUACCGUGUGUGGGUAGGGGCGUAGGGGUAGCGGGUGUGGGGUAGGGGUAGCGGGUGUGUUCAGAGGCUGUAUGUACACGAAGAGGGGCCCACCCACGCCGCCAUACAGCACGCUGCAUUAUGCUGAGAUGUGUUUGGCACUGCAUGAACGCUGCUGUGUUGUUUGCGUGGCUUGCGCCCCUGCUUACCACUGUCGAAAGCGCGAUAAGCGAGGCUUUGCAUUGGCUGCCGCUACAUAUAUCUGGCCGUAUGCCGUAGGCGAGAACGUGGUUAGGGACCUUCUCGCCUGCGGCGGCGGCCCACCCGUGGAAGAUGCAAGCCCUGCUCAACGGC
This is a messenger RNA of Chlamydomonas reinhardtii, 3399 nucleotides long. RefSeq lists its product as uncharacterized. The record is from RefSeq and is a predicted model, not a curated record. NCBI's taxonomy places the organism in Eukaryota, Viridiplantae, Chlorophyta, Chlorophyceae, Chlamydomonadales, Chlamydomonadaceae. The transcript is spliced from 14 exons. Gene Ontology annotation, molecular function: phosphatidylinositol binding. The coding region runs from base 211 to 2718 and encodes 835 amino acids.